Messenger RNA from Stylophora pistillata, 354 nucleotides. RefSeq lists its product as uncharacterized. NCBI's taxonomy places the organism in Eukaryota, Metazoa, Cnidaria, Anthozoa, Scleractinia, Pocilloporidae. The record is from RefSeq and is a predicted model, not a curated record.
AUGGGACCCCUACCGUCUGAGGAAUAUGUACUGGUCGUGGUUGAUUAUUACAGCCGAUAUUUCGAAGUGGACAUUCUGACGUCCAUGACAUCCACUAAAGUAAUUGAGAGUUUGGAUAAGAUUUUCUGUACCCAUGGGUUACCAAAGUCGUUGAAAACUGACAACGGUUCACAGUUUGUGUCCGAUGAAUUUCAACGUUUCCUGGAAACAAAUGAUAUAGAGCACCGCACCUCGACCCCCCUAUGGCCUCAGGCAAAUGGGGAGGCUGAAAGACAGAACAGAAGCUUGCUUAAAGCCCUUAAGAUUGCUAAAGCUGAAAAAAGAAUAUCUGGACCGAGAUGCGAAAGUUCUUAA